This is a messenger RNA of Rubroshorea leprosula, 670 nucleotides long. The record is from the annotation of a GenBank genome assembly. Lineage: Eukaryota; Viridiplantae; Streptophyta; Magnoliopsida; Malvales; Dipterocarpaceae.
AUUUAAGAAAGUAAUAAACCUUUCUUAAGAUAUUUCUCCUUGUUUUCGGUUUCUAACAGAUCAUAAAAGGCUUCAUAACUUUCUUUUGUUUCUCCCUACUUACUUAAUUAUCUCAUUCCUGUCUCAUGGCAAACAUAGACAGAAUCGUCCUUCUUUCUUUGGUUAUGAUUCUACUUCUGCAGCAACAUUUUCAGCUGAUAGCAGCAUCACGUUCACCAAUGUUUCAUCCACCAGCUAUCCCUAGAGCCUCUGUAAUGAGAAAGCCAAUAAGACCUCCAGCGAUUGAUUUCAAUGGGUUUACCAUAAAUCGUUACAAGAUGAUCCAGUCAGAUGCUUUUCGGCCAACAAGCCCGGGACAUAGCCCUGGUGUUGGCCACGAUGAACCCCCAGGUGCUUACCCAUAGGCUCUUAACUGGCAGUGAGUUUUAUGACGUCAGAAUAAUGGUUUGCAGCUGAAAAAUAAAGUUUCUUCUGUACCGCUUAGUUGCUUUCCUGUCUUGUAGAAUGAGUUGUGGCUUUCAAAACUCAAAAGUAUCAUCUAUCUUUUUUCUUUUUUUCUUGUUAAAACCUUCUUUGAAGGUAAUGAUAUGAGUGCUGUAGCGCUUCUAUUUAUAAACUGAAUUUGUCUGUCACUGUUUCUUGCUUUGAUAAAUAAACCAAUGAAAAAAAG